Molecule: messenger RNA, 4334 nt
Organism: Argiope bruennichi
Lineage: Eukaryota; Metazoa; Arthropoda; Arachnida; Araneae; Araneidae
Exons: 3
Coding region: 128-2848 (906 amino acids)
Biological process (GO): regulation of transcription by RNA polymerase II
Molecular function (GO): RNA polymerase II cis-regulatory region sequence-specific DNA binding; DNA-binding transcription factor activity
Source: RefSeq, a predicted model, not a curated record
AUUUUGUGUACAUUGAAAUGGAGAAGAGAAAGGUCCUACUUAAACUUUGAUAUUUUUUUUUAAAAAUUUGUAAAUUAUGCAUUAUUUGUGUUUUUUUUAAUUAUGAAUUUUUGAGUUAAUCAACUUCAUGGAUUUCACGUGCAAGGGUUGCAGUCUAUCUUUCAAAGACCAGUUCGCUUUCUUUAUGCAUUUUUUUUCGAAUUUGUGCAUAGCUAAACAAAGGGAGAGCACCGAGAAGGAAAAUAGAACUGUUCUAGAUGUAAAGCAUUUGCGAUCCAAUGAGAGCAAUGUUUGUGAAGUUUGUGGGAAAUUCUGUUGGCCUUUUGCAGGUUUAGCAAAACACAUUUUAACUCAUGUAGGUGCUAUGCCUUACUUUUGUCCAUUUUGUCACUUCUCUAGUCUUUCGAAACUUCACCUACAAUUACAUAUUUCCUCCCAUAGUUCCCGAGCAAUAAAUGGAAACCAGAAGUUUCCUUCAAAUCUUAAUCAUGUUCAUGUAUGUGACAGUUGCAAUUGUGCAUUUACGGAUUGGAAAGAUUUGGCCGUGCACUAUGUGAAGCACUUAAAAGAAGCACCAUUUAAAUGCAAUAUCUGUUGUAUGAUGUUUCUAGAGAAAGAUGAUUUUAAUAUUCAUAGGCAUUUGCAUAAAAUUUCACCUUUCUGUGAGUUCUGCCAGUUAUCUUUUAAUAAUCGUCUUGACUGCCUAGAGCAUGUGUUAAGUCAUAACAAAUCCAAAAUGUUUCGCAAAUUUAGCCUUGUGGUUCCUUAUGAGCGAUUGAUGAAGUUGAAGACUAGUUGGUAUCAUGACUUUUUCUCAGGUCCAAGUAUUUGUGAUCAGCAUUUGCUUGAUAAUUCUAGUCAAUCACGUAACUUUCUUACAGAAGAAAAUGAUUCUGCGAAUUUUGAAAACCAGAAAGAUGAUAAAUUGCUUCAUUUAAAUUACCCUUCAGCACAAACAGUGCCUUCAACGUUAAUUGACAUUGAUAUUAAAGAAAAUGUAGUACAUAUAUGUGAAGCUACUUUAGAGAGCAGAAAAAAAGAUAAAAACAUUUGUAGUUUGUCUGAAAAGCCUAUGGUCUCUGACAGUCUUAAUUGUGAAGAAACACUUGAAAGGGCUAUUAAUACUUUUGGAUAUUCCAAUAAUUUGAAAAUUUCCUCCGAAAAUGAACUUAAUUCAGACAUCACAUGUACUUCAGAUGUGUGUGCCAUUGAAACAGAGUCAACAAGAUCCUCUGUUCAUCCAAAAAAAUGUUCAAAUACAAAACAGAAAUUUAAAACAUCUGAUUGUUUGGUUAGACUACCAAAUUAUGUACAGGAUACUGAGUCGUGCAAAAACUUUAGUAAUGUACAAAGCUAUGAAUUCAAGAACUUUAAUAAGUCAUGGAAGGAAGCAAAUUUCAGAUCAACUAUUUUAAAUAAGAAUUCCUUAGUUUCAGAAAAUAGGUCAAAUGAUAAUAAACUGCAAUUGUCACAUCAAACUUUACAUAGAAGAGCAGUUGCAAAUUAUGAUUUCUAUUCAAUGCAAUUUACAUCUAGUCAUUCUAAACCAAUGUUCGAUUACAGUGUGCAUAAUAAUCAGAAAAUUGAUGAGGUGGAAAUCCGAGAAAAUGUGUCUCAUUUAUGUGAAGUUAUAUUUGAGGAAGGGGAAGAGGAAAUUUCUUUCAAUUGUGGUUUACCUAAAAAAUUCAUAAAAUGUUCAACUUCAAAGAGAACCUCGGAAGCAAAUUCGGAUUUAUUCAAAUUUUCUAAUAUAUAUGAAACUUCAUUGAAAAGAAAGCUGAAUGGAAAUAUUACUGUCGUAUCAGCUGAUGAUCAGAAUAAUUUAGUUAAAGUUUUAAAUAAUAAUCAUAAUAAGCAACAGCUAAAUUUCUGCAAAGAUGCAAAUAAAUUUUAUAAGAAUGAAUCGGAGCAGGGAGUUAGGAUCCUCUCAUCCACUGCAGAGGAAAAGUUUUCAGGGAGCACUUCAGACAAAGCAAAUAAGAUUAAUUGUUUAAUAGAUUUAGUGAGAAAUCUAAAAGAUGUUUUUGUAGUUUUAGAAAAACUUCCUAACUAUGUUCAUGACAUGUCUUCUUUUAGAAAAUACAAGAAUAUUAAUAAUAAUUCAAAUAAAUUGUCUUUGGCUUAUCAAAAAGACUCAAAAAAGUCAAGGUUAAAAGCUAAAAAUAGCAUUCCACAAAGAGUAAAAAAGAAGAAUUUUAAAACUAAUGCUUGCUCUACUUUUUCUGAUAGCUCAUUAUUUAAUGCUUUUACAUCUUCCGAAAGUUCUUCAUCCACUGAUGAAAUGCUACAUCAUUCGCUUGGAAAACAUCAAAAAUGGAAAAUGAGUGGCACUGACAAGAACAAAGCAUAUUCUAAAACAAAAAGGACUACUUCACAAUCAUCUGUUGAAUCUAUAUUUCAAAAAUCUGAAGAAGAUUCGUCUACUACUGAGUCUUCAGAGACAGAUUCUGACAGUUCUUCAGAUAUUUCUGAUUUUAUGCAUCGCUGGUUACUGAAUUUCCCAAAAAACAAUGACAGCAAUUCUCCAAAUAAUACAUUUUCAAGAACUAAGAAAUCUGUUGUUAAAUUAUGUCAAAAACAGCCUCGUAAACAUUCAAGUCAACUUCAGACUUCAUUGAAUUCAGUACAAAUGAAGAAACCUUUUGUCCAUCUUUGGAAAUUACCAGAUUACAUUUAUGAAAAGCACAAAAAAUGUGAACCAAUAAUGUUAUCAAGUUUGCCAUCCAUGUUUGAAAAAACAGAAUAUGUUUUUCAAAAACAGCAAGUUACUUCUCAAGUGUUACAUGACCAUAAUUACUGUCUCCCUUUUGUAAAUUGUUCAUUCUUAGUAGAGCAUGAUUACAGCUAACAGUAUCUUGUGCUUUGAUUUUCCAAGCAUUCAUUUACAUUAAAUGGUAUGUGGUGUAUAAUAUUUUCUGGAUUUUUAAGUUAAGACUUAAAAUUACAGAACAGUGAACAAAUUAGCAUUUUUUUUUUUUUUUUUUUUUUUUUAAGCAAUAACAAAUGUGAUUGUCAUUGCUUAAGAGGUCGUCCAGUAAUCUUAGAUCUAAUACAUUUGUGUUUGAGUGUGUGUAAAGAUUGUUCUAAAAAGUGGAGGAUUGAAAAAAGAAAAGAACAUUGAUUUAUGUGGAUUCAGGUUCUGGACUCUUAAGAGAGAGGAUGUCUGAUUUCAUUACAUUACUACCAUGGAAAUCUUGGAUAAACCACCAGAUGAUGACUUACAUGUUCACCAGAGUGAUUUUGACUAUGCUAAUAUUGCAAGAAUUUCAAAAUGAUUAGUGAACUCUCGGAAAAUAACAGGUUUAAAUCAAUUUUUAAAAUAUGUAAAUCAAUUUGGACUUGAAGACACGUUCAGGUAUGAAAUAUUUGAAAGACUGGAGAAGAUACAGACUGAAAUGCUUAACUUGACUAAAUUGAAUUAUUGUUCAGUUCUGAUAUAUGUGUUGAUGAACAGUAUGGAUAAGGAAAGACUCACUGGAAGGAAACAAAUCAUUUCAUUCUUAGGCAAGCAACCAAUGUGCAUGGAUUUUGGUACUGCAUCUUUUGUGAGUAAAUCUGGCAGCAGUUACAUCUAGAUGGACAUGCAUCUCCUAGUGUUAGUUAAUAUAUUUGGAGAAAAAAAAAGUUUUACAUAAUUGGAACCUGUUUAUGAUUUAAUAAUUGAAAAUGUGUUUUUGUGUUGUUUUCUGAGCAUUACAUUUUAUUUUACAUUGAUUUAAGUUAAAUUAGUAAAACAAUUUUUUGAAUACAAAUAAAAGCACAUUGUACAAUAAAUAAAGAAAAGGAAGGAAAGCAACAUUAUUUUGAGGAUAUUAGAUAAUACGAAAAAGUCAGGGAAAUUUCUUUAAAAAAACCUGAAAAUGUCAGGGAAAUUCAAACUGCAUAAAUGGUGGCAAAUAUGUGCUACAAAUUCAUUUACUGAUAUUGCUUUGUCUAAUUUUCUCCAAACUUUGAAGCAUAGACAAAUGUCUAAUUAAACAAUUUUUUUGUAAAAGAAAGAAAGAAAGAAAGAAAAGGCAUACAUUAAAAAUAAUAAAUUACAAUACUAUAAAUUUGACUUUUUUUCCUCUCUGAAGGGAAUGCAUUGCCCUAUUUUACAUGGGUUCCUAUCAAAAAAAUUGUCUCAUUUAACGAGUGUUUUGCAUUGUGAGUAAGAUGCUCAUUAAGUGAUAUUCUGCUGUUAAUAAAUUUAGUAUUAAUGAACCAAAAUAUUCAAAAUAAAGACAGUUUUAUUAAUUUGUUAAAUUAAUGGCUUACUAAAUAAAUUUUAUAGUUUAACCAGCAUGCUUUAUAAUUUGUUUAGUAAAAAGAAUUAUUUAUAGUUCUAAUUUUAC